Molecule: messenger RNA, 2430 nt
Organism: Gadus chalcogrammus (walleye pollock)
Lineage: Eukaryota; Metazoa; Chordata; Actinopteri; Gadiformes; Gadidae
Exons: 15
Coding region: 1-1968 (655 amino acids)
Source: RefSeq, a predicted model, not a curated record
AUGACAUUAGGCCACAACAUAUAUAAUUGGAACUUUCCCAAUAGUACACUUGCAUGGAAUUACAUUUUCAAAUGUAUUAUUGAUGUUUUAUUCCAGACUCACACAGCUCUGGGUCGUGCAAUCGAGACGUGGGAGCUGACGUCGGGACAGCAGUACCCAAACAGAAAUAGCAUUAUUCACGGAUACCUACAUUUUGAAGCACUGACGGACCAUGACUACAAUUUUUCCUGUGUCCGCUGUGGACAUCACCCUCCUGUGGUGGUAAUGGAUCUGCACAAGAGCUGUGUCUUCAGCUUGGCGGUCAGUGAACUAGAGGAUCCACCAGAUGGCUUUGGAGGGGAGGUGGACAUAGAAGAGUUCUGGGACUCUCUAUGUGUAGAGAGGAUUGCACGUGGGUUUGUUCCAAGUGAUCGGCAAAAUCCCUUUGCUGUUAAACCUACGUACCACCAAUGGGCCCCGUGGAUUGGACCUCACACCCGCAAAUCCAGCAAGGUGCUCAAUACCGAGCAUGAAAAGGUCCACAACACCAGGCACCCAAACGAACAGACAGAGAUUGACAUUACAGAGGACAGGCUACUAGAUGAAAUAUCAAAUUUGAAGGUCCAUGCCAUCCGAAAGCUGUGCAGGGAGUGCAGAAUCGAUUCAAAAGGUUCCAAAAUGGAUUUGAUUCUAAGGCUUCGGGAAGAGAUGAAAACCCGAAGCAAAUAUGAUAAAAUAUUUCAAAAGGUUUGGGGAGCAUCUGGUGGCUGGGCUGUUGUUAUGUGUCCCUGUGGACAGGUAGUAUCUUUAAAGUGCAACAUUCGGGCAGAAAGUCCAAGAGAUUAUGCCGAUUUAUUGCUGUCAUGGAAGCACAUGCCAAAUGUUUCUAUAUAUGACUUCGCGAGAGGACUGGCAGUGCAUGCCAACCUCAGAGAACCUGAGAAGAUCCCUUUCAGCCCUCAUGAGGGUAGGCUAUUGGACCCCAGCCCUGGAAACAUACAGUGGGCAGCCAAUGGUGGGACGGUUCAUCUACCAUGGCUCAACACAAGGAAGACUGUACCGGACCUGGGUGGCCAUCCCCUGACUGGGUCAGCAGAGCACUAUUGUCUGUAUGACACUUUUCAUGAGGGGAACACCAAAGAUCCGAAGGAUGUUCUCCGGAGGAUCAAAAUGGUUCCUGAACUGGCAGGGAAGAUCAACAGCCAGGUUGCAGAGCAACUGUUUUCCACAAUGAAGAAAAGCAAUUAUUAUAUGAACAUGCUCUCACCAUCGGCUCAUGUCUUCCUGAUGCGCAAUGUAAUACACAAUUACAAUCAGCGCAAAACCCAAAAAAUCAUGUUGGAACUGAAGAAACUGGUAACUCCUGAAAUGCAGCUGUGUUUCAAUGUGCAUGGGCAGGCAGAAUUCUGUACCUCCCAGCCAACAGAGCUUAGCCCCGACUCAGUUGUUGCCUCCUCUAAGCGAGCAGAAAUGGAGUAUAGCUCGGACCCAGAUCUGUCACCACCCUCAAAACGCUCAAAGUUACAGUUGAUCUCCUCAGCUGUUGACCCCCGUACCAACUCCAACAUCACAGUGGCGGAUUGGAAGCAACUACCAAACGCAAGACUGAGUGAAUUACUGGACUAUGUAUUGGACGUUAAGGGUGACCCUAAGGAGGAAAUAAUCCAAACUCCCAACUGGAUAGUCAGAAGGUCUGACUUUUGGACUCUGGGUCUAGAACGAGACGUUGAAGCAACGAUUGCAAAUUGUUGUUUGAACAUUAUCGCCAAGACAGCAAAUGCAAAUGGCAUUGCAACCCUGGCUGUGGAUGCAUAUGUGGUGGUAACCUGGCUUCCUCCAUAUGAGGCUUCUCCCACGGCUGAAAUGAUUUGCGACUUUGCAUCCAAAGACGUGGUGCUUCUCCCUGCCUGGCAGCCAGGGCACUGGACAUUGUGUUACCCUGGCACAUGCUAUGUCCAAUGGACCAUGGAAGGGACAGUACUUGGCUGACGAGGACGCACCUCACCAGCACCAGAGCAACAGCUGUGGGGUGUUCAUGCUGAUGUACGCAAUGUAUUCUACCCUCCAAAAGAAAUAUGAUUUCAGUGAGGGGGACAUGCUCUCUAUCAGGAGGUGGUGGUGUGGACAGCUCUUGGAGACCUUUAUGCUUGAAAGGUUUAUAUACUGUGUCCAUGUUGCUAUUUACUUAUUUUUGGUGCUCAUGAAGAUCGUAGCCAAUACACUUGUCUCUCUGUCUCUAGCCCUGCAGAACUAGCUGUCUCGUUCUCAUCCUCUCCAUCUCCCCAUCUCAUUCACACCAUCCAAUCCCCAAGCAGUGAAAGCCCUGCAGGACUAGCUGGCUCACCCUCUCCAUCUCCCCAUCUCAGCCACACGCUCGGAUCUGGCACAACACAGGACAGGCCGUUCUUGCCACCCGAAGUCCUUCAGAAAAUUGUAAAAGAGACGCUGAGA